Molecule: messenger RNA, 3684 nt
Organism: Galeopterus variegatus (Sunda flying lemur)
Lineage: Eukaryota; Metazoa; Chordata; Mammalia; Dermoptera; Cynocephalidae
Gene: CCNA2
Product: cyclin A2
Exons: 8
Coding region: 2109-3407 (432 amino acids)
Biological process (GO): regulation of cyclin-dependent protein serine/threonine kinase activity; mitotic cell cycle phase transition
Cellular component (GO): cyclin A2-CDK2 complex; cytoplasm; nucleus
Molecular function (GO): cyclin-dependent protein serine/threonine kinase regulator activity
Source: RefSeq, a predicted model, not a curated record
AGUACAGGGAUCGAAUCCUGGACCUUGGUGUUAUCAGCACCACACUCUAACCAACUGAGUAACCUGCCAGCCCUUAUAUAAGAGAUUUUAAUGCAUUUUUGGCAAGUGGGUGUUUUAAUUUUUAAAUUGAGAAAUAAUAUUUGAAAAAUAAAAAUAUACCAAAUGUUUUAGAAAGUAUACACACACGUUAAUGUGUAUGCUGCUUUACAAGUUUCAAAGUGUAUUUUUAUAUAUUACCUUAUUUGAUCCUAACAACGAUUUUAUAAGUUUGUCAUAUCAUAUAAGAAAACUGAUUCUCAGUGAGGUUAUGUGAUUUAAAGGACAUACUAGUAUUUUAUAGAGCUGGUACCAGAACCAAAGUUCUGGUAUCUGGUUUGUGUCCUGGUUACUGUGUAUGUCGUCAUUCCAGUGGAAAUAACCUACCAGUUAUUUUUUCUAGGAGUUGGGAUUGAUUUGCAACUGAUUUCUCUUUUGCUUGGUAUAAUGUUUAAUGACUCUGCUGCAGUUUGUGAAAUGCUUGACUUGGCUCUGUGAUGUAAAUCAUGGCCAGGAAAAUAAGCAGAGCUUUCACAGAAUGGGGGGAUCUUAACUUGCUGUGCUGUAACCAGUCAAGCUAUACAAGUAUACUACAGGUAAAUAGUGCAGAAAUAGUGGUGAUUUCUUACAAUUUCCUGCUCUAGUAUCCACUAAUCUUCUUUUGAUAAUAUAUGGAAAUUCUUUUCAUUAAUAUUUACUCAUUUCAAAGGAAUAUUGUAUUUAAAGGUUUUAAAAUGGCAUAAAUAUAACGGAAAAUAGCUAUUCUUUAUGUUUUCAAGAAGGGCAGACAUGAAUUUUUCAGAAAACAAUGCUUCUUAAUUAUAUACCAUUAUAUUUAUUAGUUAUAUGCAAGUCUUGUAUAUUAAAUGUAAAAAUUUGUUAAAGGCACGUAUAGUUAAGAUAAUUUUAUUUUAAUAAGGUUAUUGCUUUUACUCUAUUUAAACAACCUUUAUUUCUAAAUGGAACAUAUAAUUAUAUCUAGGUCACUAGAAUUUCACUGUAUUCUCUUUGUUGGCUGCCCCAGCUUGGGGGAAAUAGAUAAAAAUUGAUGACUGUCUAUUUGAAUUUCUUGUUAUACAUUAUUUGUUAUAUAUUCAACAGUAGUUCAAGAGGCAUCUUAAUUGCGUCUUCAUUAGGAAAAAUAAAAGCAUAAGACAACUUCUGCCUGUGAAUAGCAGCUAAAUGGUAAGAUGACAUUAUAGUCUGCCAGUUGAGUAUUACUAUGUGAGCAGAGUGUUAAAUGAUUUUUCCACAUUAUUUAAUCCUAAUAACAACCGUACGACGUAUAGAUAUUAUUACUCCCAAUUAACAGGUAAGAAAACUGUUAAUAGGAGUUAACAGAAAACUGUUAAAGAGAACAGGAAAUACUGAAUAAACUUGGCCAAGGCCAGUGAGGGCCAAGGCAGAUUUUAGGCUUUGGGAAACAAGCCCGUCAAGCUAACUAGAGGUCCCAGGGCUAAAGGCUGGGGUGGCCUACUAAUAGUUUUGUUAAAGUUCAAUUACGUUUUCCUAAAAUAUUUAAGAGACCACCCUUGCCCGGAGCCUGGGGAUCGCCUGAUGGCUCAGUUUAAAGUCACCAGAAGCUCAGGCCCCUUAUGCCCCUACCCCUCAACCGGGCGCAGGCGUUUUUUUCUACCGCCGCAGUUCGACAUUUCUCCGCUCCGCCCCUGCUCAAUUUCUCUUUCCGGCUGCCUUCACUCGCCUGCGACCCUGUCGCCUUCAGUGACGUCAGGAGCCUCGGCCUCUCCCAUUGGCCUAUUUCAAUAGUCGCGGGAUACUUGAACUGCAUGAACAGCCGCCGCUCCGGCGGGCUGCUCGGUACACCUCGGGGUCAUCUUUGGUUCUCCACGCCGGCAGUGCCUGCCUGCAGCUUUCACGGCCCCUCGCUCCUACGGGGUCCCGAGCUGGGUGAACGGGCUGGAGGGCGGGCGGGCGGGCACGCUGGCCCGAGCUGCAGCGGGCGGCUACGGCUGGAGAGUUCCUCGGCGGGGUUGGCGGGACCGGUCGGCGGGGCGUAGUGCACGGUGCUUGGCGCCGCAGGCUGAUCCCGCCGUACGCCCCUGGGAGCAGUGAUGUUGGGCAGCUCCGCGCCGGGGCCUGCGGCCCGCGAAGCGGGCUCGGCACCGCUAACGCUGCAGCAGACGGCGCUCCAAGAGGACCAGGAGAACAUCAACCCGGAGAAGGCGGCGCCUGCCCAGCAGCCGCGGACCCGGGCCGCGCUGGCGGUACUGAAGGCCGGGAACACGCGGGGUCCAGCGCCGCAGCAGAAGCCCAAGACGCGACGGGUUGCACCUCUUAAGGAUCUCCCUAUAAAUGAUGAGCAUGUCGUUGUUCCUCCUUGGAAAGCAAACAAUAAACAGCCUACAUUCACCAUUCAUGUGGAUGAAGCAGAAGAAAAAACUCAAAAGAAGCCAACUGAAUCUCAAAAAACAGAGCAUGAAGAUGUCCUGGCUUUUAAUUCAGCUAUUACUUUACCUGGACCAAGAAAACCACUGGUACCUCUUGAUUAUCCAAUGGAUGGUAGUUUUGAGUCACCACAUAAUAUGGACAUGUCAAUUGUAUUAGAAGAUGAAAAGCCAGUGAGUGUUAAUGAAGUACCGGACUACCAUGAGGAUAUUCACACAUACCUUAGGGAAAUGGAGGUUAAAUGUAAACCUAAAGUGGGUUACAUGAAGAAACAGCCAGACAUCACUAACAGUAUGAGGGCUAUCUUGGUGGACUGGUUAGUUGAAGUAGGAGAAGAAUAUAAACUGCAGAAUGAGACACUGCAUUUGGCUGUGAACUACAUUGAUAGGUUCCUUUCUUCAAUGUCUGUGCUAAGAGGAAAGCUUCAGCUUGUGGGCACUGCUGCUAUGCUGUUAGCCUCAAAGUUUGAAGAAAUAUACCCCCCAGAAGUAGCAGAGUUUGUGUACAUUACAGAUGACACCUAUACUAAGAAACAAGUUCUAAGAAUGGAGCAUCUGGUUUUGAAAGUCCUUACUUUUGAUUUAGCUGCACCAACAGUAAAUCAGUUUCUUACACAAUACUUUCUGCAUCAACAGCCUGCAAACUGCAAAGUUGAAAGCUUAGCAAUGUUUUUGGGAGAAUUAAGUUUGAUAGAUGCCGAUCCAUACCUAAAGUAUUUGCCAUCAGUUAUUGCUGGAGCGGCCUUUCACUUAGCACUCUACACAGUAACAGGACAAAGCUGGCCUAAAUCGUUAAUACAUAAGACUGGAUAUACCCUGGAAAGUCUUAAGCCUUGUCUCAUGGACCUUCACCAGACCUACCUCAAAGCACCACAGCAUGCACAACAGUCAAUAAGAGAAAAGUACAAAAGUUCAAAGUAUCAUGGUGUUUCUCUCCUCAACCCACCAGAGAAACUAAAUGUGUAACAAUAAAAGACUGCCUUUGUUUUCUAAGAUAUGAAUCACUCAAAAUAUAUGGUGUACAUACAGUUUUUACCUUAGGUUUUAAUUUUACAAUCAUUUCUGAAUAUAGAAGUUAUGGCCAAGUACAAAUUAUGGUAUCUAUUACUUAUUAAAUGGUUUUAAUUUGUAUAUCUUUUGUACAUGUAUCUAUCUUGGACAUGUGGCUAAUUUUAAAUGUUUAUUAAAGCAUUAAUGAGGCCAGCUGUCAGGAUAAUAAUUAAUAAAUUGAUUUGGAAAACUG